CUUUGCCAUGGUAACGCAGCCGGCAGCCGUACAGGGUCUGAAAGGGCCGCAGUUUCACGGAGCUGUAGCCCCCGCGAGGACACCCCACGACACCGAGUGGAGAUUGCAUUUUUUUCACCCUGUUUGAACCUAAACUGCACCCAGUCAUAAUUUAUUAAGACCUUAACAAUAAGCAGCUAACUCAGCUCUUCUGUGCUGUCGGCGCAGCAUCCCGCUGUUGUUUGCUAACACCAUGGCCGCUUCUCGUUGAUCAUUUAUGCUAACACGGACAGACUCGUCCUCGGCAUGGUCCCUUCAGUCGAAGAGGUGUCUUCGUCCCUUGUACGGGAGUAUUUGAGCCGUAAGGGGCUCAAGAGGACCAUUGCCUGCAUGGAUGAGGAGCAUCCACGCACAGAGGCCAGUAUCAAUAACAGGUCGGAGCUGAGGCAGAUCCUCAGCAUUGACGAUCUCUACAGGAAGAACAAGCUUCACAAUAACCCUCUGAAAACAUUACUGGAGGUUAUUGUAAAGCAUCUCAUUGAACAAGUGAAGAAUGAGAAACCAGUGAGCAGUGAGGUUUCCCCACGGAGAGGGCUCAAGAGGACCAUUGCCUGCAUGGAUGAGGAGCAUCCACGCACAGAGGCCAGUAUCAAUAACAGGUCGGAGCUGAGGCAGAUCCUCAGCAUUGACGAUCUCUACAGGAAGAACAAGCUUCACAAUAACCCUCUGAAAACAUUACUGGAGGUUAUUGUAAAGCAUCUCAUUGAACAAGUGAAGAAUGAGAAACCAGUGAGCAGUGAGGUUUCCCCACGGAGAGCCCAAACUAGUCCGAUGGAUAAUGGAGGAGAGGAGGACAGCACCCCGGCUUCUGUUCCAAGCAAACAGACCAGAUCGAGGCUUGAUAUAACAGCAACAUUUCCUUCUCAAGCUACAAAUGCUUCACUGAUGCCAGCAAACGAUAGAAAGUCCAGUAAUAGUCAGACAGGUUUCUGGGGUCCUGACUUAGGAGUUCAAAAAGACCAUCCAGCGAUGGAUUCCCUCCAAGACAAGACGAGCUUAAUCCAAAAAGAACCAGAAAAAAACACCUCUGAGACCACCCAAAGGAGCAGAACUAAUCGCAUUAGGAGAGGCAUAUUGGCUGGACCGGUACCCCAGGAAUCAAACAGAAAACGUAACAGUCGAAAGGUGUCCCAGCCACUGCUCAGAGGAGAAGAGGAAACCAGACCCACUCAGGAUGGACGUUUAGUGACUGGAGGUUUACAAGGCAGCAGAAGUGGAAUCGGCUCAGCUGACUGUGUACGAGGGGGCCGCGAGGCGCCGAGUGUUUCACAGAGAACACCGAGUGAAAACAGCUUUGAACGAGUGAGACUGAACAUGGUGACGACAACAAAAGCAAAGACCAGGCCGAGUGUGGCUGAUCUGGAUGCGUCUGCGAUGGUCUUGGAUGACAUCGAGGACUAUGAUGACGACCUGCGAGAACUCUGUGACGCCCCUCUGCGGGGAACCUUACCCGAACGCAGCCUCGCCGGUCGGCCGAUGGACCAGCGCACUGCCACGGAAUUAAAAACACUUCUUCUUGGUUCCAGCCUAAAUUGCUUCAAUAUUGAGUGGAGGAAUCAGGGCUUCACGUUCUCAGACACGCAUGACCUCCGAUAUGGGAUUGUGCAGAGAAAGGGAGGUCCGUGUGGAGUUCUGGCGUCUGUUCAAGCCUUUGUUCUUAAGAAACUGCUGUUUGAAAGCACUGAGAGCUGUACCGUGGGCCUGCAGAGGUUAAGACCGUCCAACAGCAUCAGGAGAAAGUGUCUCGUUUUAGCUCUGGCUGAGAUCUUGUGGAGGGCUGGCGAGGAAAAACAAGCCACGGUUGCAAUAAAUUCAGGGAGAAAUCAGUUCAUCGCAGCUCGACCCUACAGAUCUGAGGGGGUGCUUGAAAAGAUCACCUGUUUGACUGUGGAGAACCUCAAAGAUCUGGAGUUGAUCCUUGAGCAGCAUGUUGAGCAAUUUGAACCUGGGAUGUUGGGCUGCGUGCUGCUGACCGUGUCUGCUGUUCUCUCGCGAUCCAUUCAAAAAGUGCAGGAAGAUAUGGAUGUGCCCACCACCACGCUGAUUGGAGCCCAUGGGUACUGCACACAGGAGCUGGUCAACCUGUUGCUGUGCGGCAGAGCAGUUUCCAAUGUGUUUGAUGAUGACGUGGAGCUGGACUCGGGCAACGGCAACAUGACUCUGCUUAAAGGGGUCAAAGGUCACUGUGACGUCGGCCUGCUGUCCUUGUUUGAACAUUAUAACAUCUGUAAGGUGAGAAACCCCGACCCUCUAACAGACCACCAGUUUGAUUCAUCAUUUGGAAACCAGUACUCAGAAAUCUUCAUUUUUAACUGGAGUUUUCCUAAAAACUUGUUUACUGACCUCACUCCUCCUCUGGAGCUCUGUAUCCGAACAAGGUGGAAGGAUGCAUUUGUCAGCUGGAAUGACACGGAGCCUAUUCUCUGAGUGACCAUCUGUUUUCAGUUUGCUUUUGUUAUUCUGCUGGUUUAUUUCACGUCGGUUUUAUUAAGUAUGAACGUGACAUUGGACACAGAAAAGUGCGAUCGAAAGCUUCAGAGCCUGAGCCGUAAGAAAGUGAAAACUGACCCGUUUAAAUUUGGCUGCCAUCCUUUUCGAAGCAGUUCCUUUGUUCCUCUUCACAUUCCCUGGAAGUCAGCUUUUUAAUGGAUAUUUAUUUAUUUUGAAUCCCAAAGUGCUGCUUCUGAGCUUCAGUUAAACUUUUAGAGGCGCAUCUGCCGCUGGUCAUAAAAAUACGUGCACUCCUGAUGUUGGUUGUGCAACAUCUCUCUGAAUAAUGACGCAGCGACUGUUUGUGUGUUUUUAUUAUUUACUACUUCAUUUGUUUUCAUUCAACAGGAAUGAUUUACAGACUACUGCCAGUAAAUGCUUUUUAGUAAAAUGAAGCCGGGGCGGUCCACGAAGAGCCGCAGCGCUCGCCAUAAUCUGCAGGUUUUGUCCUCAGUUGACUUUAAAGGUAACAAAGUAACAGAAACAUUGUUACAUUGUUAGCAUUUCCUUUCCCCUGUUGCCGAGAACAGGCAAAGGAAAAACUUUAAUGUUGACACAUUUUGUUCAGGCCAAAACGUUUCCUAAUAAUAACGACGUUCUUAAAAUGACGUUUUUAUUUCUGAUGGCAGCGCGUCAGCUGAUGCACACGACCACGAUCCAUUCACGCGUAAUGGGAACGCUCCCAGGACCUUUUGAUUGCACUUCAGCGUUACUGUUUGGUCCGUCUGAGACGAAGCGUUGUGCAUCGCGUCGUCUGUCACAGCCUGAUCCUGCUGACGGACAUUUACGAUGUUUUUGGGGAAUAGUUGGUGUUUGAAAGUUUAGCAAUAAGAAUAUGUGCAUGUGAAUGUUUUAGAUGUGUUGCUGCAGGACAGUGUUCACCGCAGUGGCCUUCUGCUGUCAGCUGGUCCUAUUAACAUAAAGCAUCGUCUCCACAUUUUACACUAAAUUAAUUUGAUUUCUCUCUGAUGAAUAUUUGGUAAAUGGACUGAUUCUCACACUCAAAGCGCUCUAUACAAAAUAUAUGUAACUAUUAUUAUUUUAAGGACUUAUGACACAUGUAAUCUAGAUUAACUUUUAGUGAGUGUGACAUUCCUCAUAACUGCCUUGAUGCUUGUUCACGUUGGACGAACCACCUGUGUGGACAAUAAAAUAAUUGAAUACCU
Messenger RNA from Neolamprologus brichardi, 3695 nucleotides. NCBI's taxonomy places the organism in Eukaryota, Metazoa, Chordata, Actinopteri, Cichliformes, Cichlidae. The record is from RefSeq and is a predicted model, not a curated record.